UAGAUUCCAUAGUCCAAAAGAAACUUUCUAUUUACAAAUCACUUUAAUUUAGUUUUUAUUACUUGACGAUUGGACGUACGUGGUAAAAGACAUGAAGGUGCUUAAUAUAAAUCAGUUUCCAUUGAUUCGUAAUCGAUUCGAUGCUCAGUGCUUUAAUUUUGUGCGAUAUUUAUCACAAAACAAUAGCGAUGACUAUCAAUUCCUACAAAAGUCAAAUAUGCCAACAUAUUACUUUCAAAAAUCGCUACCGAGACUUCCGAUUCCUAAAAUAGAAAAGACUCUCGAGAGAUAUUUAGCAGCACAGCGGCCACUUUUGUCGGAUGAAGAGUAUAAAUUUACCGAGGCUGCCUGCACAAAGUUUGUUAAAUCAGGUGGUUGGGAGCUGCAAGCAAUGAUUAAGGAAAAAGACAAAGUCAACAAACAUACAUCAUACAUAUCGGAACCGUGGUCUACCAUUUAUCUUAAAGAUAGAUCACCAUUACCAGUCAAUUACAAUCCAUUACUGCUCAUGAAGCAUGAUACACGACCUGAAUAUAAUGAUCAAGCCAUUAGAGCAUCAAAUGUGAUUAUAAGCUCAAUGAGAUUUAUGAAAUCGCUUAAUGAUCAAAUUUUGGUUCCCGAGAUUUUUCACAUGGAUGCCUCGAAGACAGACACUGAUGCUUUUAGGUCUAAAAUCAUGAAGUUUCCAUCAUUCAUUGCGACAUAUGCUGCUUAUUUUUAUAAAGCAUAUCCACUUGACAUGGUGCAAUAUCAAGGUUUAUUUGCUGCAACUCGAAUUCCAAAACGUGACAAGGAUGUAAUUGAGAGAUUCAAGAAUGUCAAGCAUGUGCUGAUUAUGAAGGAUGGACACUUUUACGCUGUUGAAGUGCUCGAUGAAAAUGGAAAUAUCCGCAAUCCAGAAUUUAUCUAUUCACAAAUUAAGUACCUUAUGUCCAUGAAUGUUCCUGAAAACGAGGAUCCAAUUGCUGCCUUGACAACACAAAAUAGGAGACUAUGGGCGGCAGCAAGGAAUCAUUUAGUGUCAAUAAGUAGCAAAAAUGCAGAUAGCAUGAAACUUAUUGAUUCAGCGCUGUUUUGUCUUAAUUUAGACAAUACAACAUUAAAUGAGAAUGAUCCAGUUCCAACAAUCAGGAGCUUCUUAUUUGAUGAAUGUAAGAAUCGUUGGUAUGAUAAAUCAUUGUCAGUAAUUGUCGAUAAAUCAGGAACAACAGGAAUCAACUUUGAGCAUUCUUGGGGCGAUGGAGUUUGUGUUUUACGAUAUUUUAAUGAAAUUUAUAAAGACAUGCAGAACAAGCCUUUUGUGACGCCAAAAACUGAAUAUGUUCAAGGUGUAGAAUCGUCAGUAAGAAUGAUUAAGUUCGAUAUUGAUGCACAAGCUAAAAGUGAUAUAGAUGCAGCACUUACAGCUCAUAAGGAAGUGAUUAAUUCGAUCGACAUGAAUUUCUUAAAAUACAGCAAAUUGAAUAAAGUUCAAUGUAAAAAGUAUAAAGUAAGUCCCGAUUCCAUCAUGCAACUUAGCUUCCAACUUGGAUACUUUAAGCAAUAUAGGAAGUUUGUAGCUACAUACGAGAGUUGCUCGACUUCCGCUUUUCGUCAUGGUCGAACGGAAACGAUGCGUCCAUGCACAAGCGAAACAAAAGCAUUCAUUGAAGCUAUUGAGGGAAAAAAUCGACCAUCAAAUAAAGAAUUGAGAGAAAUGAUUGACAGAUGUUCAACAAAGCACUUUAAGUUGACAAAAGAAGCAGCAAUGGCGCAAGGAUUUGAUAGACAUUUAUUUGCACUUAAAACUGCAGCUGAAAGAAUUAGAAUUAUUGAUGAUUUUGAUCUGUUUAAAGAUCCAGCUUAUACAAGAAUCAAUCAAAAUAUUUUAUCCACAAGUACUCUGACCAGUAAUGGGCUCUUAGCUGGCGGAUUUGGUCCAGUUGUUAAAAAUGGUUAUGGGAUCGGUUAUAACAUUAGUGAUGAGCUUCUUGGAUGUGUCGUAUCCAAUUAUAAAAGUGAAACGAAUGGUAAAGAAUAUGUUGACUUAUUGGAACAAUCUUAUGAUGACUUGCUCAACGUCAUACAGGCUAAAUGAAUGAGAUAAUAGAUAUUAUGUAUGUUAAGUACAUGUUGGGUUGAUUGGGUAACUUUCUUUUAAACAUAUUUUAUAUCUAAACGACGAUGAUCGUUGCAAUAAAUUAUACAU
Molecule: messenger RNA, 2188 nt
Organism: Chironomus riparius
Lineage: Eukaryota; Metazoa; Arthropoda; Insecta; Diptera; Chironomidae
Source: the annotation of a GenBank genome assembly